ACACACAGUACACAAUUGCCCUGAAGAACUGACUGGAACCGAUUCAUCCGGACGACAGUUUCGCUUAUCCAUGGCGCCUGGACACCGCCUUCUGGUCAAGAUUUUACAGGGACGAAACCAUUUGCCAGUGUAAAACCAAGAAAUGGGGAUUAGGUUUAUUUGAUGGAUUCAUCAGCUACCCAAUGGCCGCUCACAUAUAGAAUACCGUAGCGACGAAAAGUACUUGAAUUGUCCAAUCGGCGCUGCAAUACAUGAACAGAAAUAAGUACCUACAGUACACGUAGCAGUAUUUCUGGUCGGCAAUACACCUAAUUUCAGAACCACUUCGCUGUCCACUAUCAGAAUUAAGCAAGAUAAAAAUGUCCCAGGUGAAACAGGUGGGGCUUCUGGCUGCAGGAUGCCAACCCUGGAACAAAGACGUGUGUGCGGCCAGUGGAGAUAGGUUUGCCUAUUGCGCGACGCUCGCAAUAUAUGUUUACCAGCUGGAUCACAGGUACAAUGAGUUCAAGCUUCGCGCAAUCAUGUCCGAACACAAGAAGACCAUCACGGCGAUAUCGUGGUGUCCCCACAACCCGGAGGUGUUCGCCAGCGCCAGCGCGGACAACCUGCUAAUCAUCUGGAACGUGGCCGAGCAGAAAUCGGUGGCGCGGCUGGAUAACACUAAGGCAGGAAUCCCUGCCUCUCUGAGCUGGUGCUGGAACGCUGGUGAUGCGGUUGCCUUCGUCUCACACCGGGGCCCGCUCUACAUCUGGACCGUGUCGGGACCGGAUUCGGGCGUGGCCGUGCACAAGGAGGCCCACAGUUUCCUGUCUGACAUCUGCCUGUUCCGCUGGCACCCCACGAAGCGGGGAAAGGUCGUCUUCGGGCACACGGAUGGGAGCCUGUCCAUCUUCCAGCCUGGCUCUAAGAAUCAGAAGCACGUCCUGAGGCCGGAGUCUUUGGAGGGUACUGAUGAGGAGGACCCGGUCACUGCCCUGGAGUGGGACCCCCUGUCCACCGACUACCUCCUGGUGGCCAACCUGCACAACGGCAUUCGUUUGGUGGACUCAGAGUCUCUGUCAUGCAUCACCACCUUCAGCUUCCCAAGCUCUGCUGCUUCCGUACAGUGCCUGGCCUGGGUCCCCAGUGCCCCUGGCAUGUUUAUUACAGGAGAUUCACAGGUGGGUGUGUUGAGGGUAUGGAACGUGUCGAGGACUACGCCGCUGGACAAUUUCAAGCUGAAGAAGACCGGCUUCCAUGCGUUGCACGUGCUGAACUCCCCACCCGCUAAGAAAGCCGUUGCGUCGAUCUCCCCGACCAAAAACCACCACACGUCCUCCACCAGCGAGGCCGUCCCCCCGCCCACGCUGUCCCAGAACCGGGCCUUCUCUCUGCCCCCAGGCCAUGCCGUCUGCUGCUUCAUGGAUGGGGGCGUGGGGCUGUACGACAUGGGGGCCAAGAAGUGGGACUUCCUCAGAGAUCUGGGACACGUGGAGACAAUAUUUGACUGCAAAUUCAAACCAGAUGACCCAAAUCUCCUGGCAACUGCAUCUUUUGAUGGGACUAUAAAAGUGUGGGACAUUAACACAUUGACCGCGGUUUACACAUCACCAGGAAAUGAAGGGGUUGUCUACUCACUCUCCUGGGCUCCAGGAGACCUGAACUGUAUUGCCGGUGCCACGUCUCGAAAUGGUGGCUUCAUCUGGGAUGUGAAAAAAGGCAAAAUGAUCACCAGGUUUAACGAGCAUGGGAAAAACGGGAUCUUCUGCAUCGCUUGGAGCCACAAAGACUCAAAAAGAAUCGCUACGUGCAGUGGAGAUGGCUUCUGCAUAAUCCGCACGAUCGACGGAAAGGUGCUACACAAAUAUAAGCAUCCCGCUGCGGUGUUCGGCUGCGACUGGAGCCAAAACAACAAAGACAUGAUCGCCACCGGCUGCGAGGAUAAGAACGUGCGGGUGUACUACCUGGCCACCAGCUCGGACCAGCCGCUCAAGGUGUUCACCGGCCACACCGCCAAGGUGUUCCACGUCCGGUGGUCACCCCUGAGGGAGGGCAUCCUCUGCAGCGGAUCUGACGAUGGGACCGUGCGAAUUUGGGACUACACUCAGGACGCCUGUAUUAACGUGCUGAGCGGCCACACUGCACCCGUUAGGGGUCUGAUGUGGAACACUGAGGUCCCGUACCUGCUGACCUCCGGGAGCUGGGACUACACCAUCCGAGUUUGGGACACCCGAGACGGGACGUGUCUGGACACUGUGUACGAUCAUGGGGCAGACGUCUAUGGUUUGACGUGUCACCCCAGCCGCCCCUUCACCAUGGCCUCCUGUUCCCGGGACUCCACAGUCAGGCUGUGGUCUCUCACCCCCCUCAUCGCCCCUCUCCUCAUCAACAUCUUGGUCGAUCGCAGCUGGGAUGACAUCAUCGGGAACACAGAUCGUGCAAUGGUGCCUGGUGCCCCUCCCCUUCUCUGCGGUAAAGUAUCCAGGGACAUCAAACAGGAGCUGGAUAAAUUGUCUAGUGAUGUUCGUGUGAAGAAGCUGAGGUGGUUCUCUGAGUGUUUCUCUCCUCCUGGCGGAAGUAACAACCUUUGGGACCUUGUAGCCGUGACGACGGGUCAGGAUGACAGCUUGCUACCCCAGAGCUAUGGAAAGGGCAUCAUGCACAUGAAACACUUGGUCAGGUUCAAGACUUCAGAGGCGCAGGAGCUGACGAUAGUGAAGAUGUCCAAGUUCGGAGGAGGGAUAGGCGCUCCAAGUAAGGAGGAGAGGCUGAGGGACGCCGCUGAGAUUCACCUGCGGCUGGGACAGAUACAGAGAUACUGCGAGCUCAUGGUGGAGCUGGGAGAGUGGGAUAAAGCACUAUCAGUGGCACCUGGUGUAUCCUUGAAAUAUUGGAAAAAACUGAUGCAAAGGAGAGCUGACCAGCUUAUGCAAGAGGACAACAAUGAUGUUAUCCCAUACUGCAUAGCAACGGGCGACGUGAAGAAACUGGUCAAUUUCUUCACCUCUAGGGGCCAACUGAAGGAGGCCCUGCUCGUUGCCCAGGGUGCAUGUGAGGGGAACAUUCACGUGCCGCAGACCUCUUCGAUAAACCACUCCGCGAGCGCAGACGAAGACAACAUCAGCAUGUACAACGGGCUGCUGCACGGCGUCUGUACAGAGCUGGCAGAGUGGUACUUUCAGGACGGGCGAGCGAUACUGGCAGCCUGCUGUCAGCUGGCAGUGGAUAACACAGAGUUGGCAAUGGCCAGUCUGAUUAGGGGUAAUGAGCUGGAACUGGCCGUAUGCGUUGGAAUGGUGCUGGGAGAGGCAGCCAAUCAGGCGACACAUUACGUCUUGGAACUUCUGGCCAGGAAGUACAUGACUGCUCCCGCCUGCUUUCCAUCUGUUGGAUACAGGGACCUGGCUGCCGAUCUGUUACAAAUGAUUCCAGACAACGAAAUCCUAUUGGUCAAGCUGUGUGCAUUCUACCCAGGGAGUGCUGCAGAAAUCAAUGAUCUUCAUGAAAAAUGCAAUCUGCCAAGUUUAGAAGAAUGUAAAGAAUUAGGGGAACAGGCGUACAGUGAUGGAGAGAUUUUCCAAGCUGUUAAAUACUACCUUUUGAGUCAAGAGCCAGAGAAAGCCCUGCCUAUAGGAAUCUCAUUUGUUAAAGAACAACUUAGCAGGACUGACUGGACUUUGAAUUCAGUGCAUCCCAUCCUCGAUCUGCUAAGUUACAUCCGAACCGAUAGGCUCAUUCUUCCUAAAGUUAACGAGAGCCAUAAUGAGCUGCUCAUCCUCUGUGGGUACAUCGGUGCUCUCCUGGCUAUCCGGAGGCAGUACUCUAGCAUCGUUCCUGCUCUGUACGAGUACACCAGCCAGCUGCUGAAGAGGCGGGAGGUGUCCAUCCCUCUGGAGAUCCAGCAGCUCUCUGUGGAGCUGGAUGCGUGGCGGGCCUGCACAAUGCCUCACAACAAGUCCCCUGAGGAGGUGACAUAUACGCCCCCGUCUGAGGCCCAGAAGGCUGAGUACGCCCUCCUGCUGGGCCGAAUUAGGGAGGAGGCCCUCAGGGGGAUGGAGGGGCCGGACUAUGUGACCGGCUCAAACCUCCCCAGCCACUCCGACGUCCAGGUCUCCUGUUUCACAGGCCUGCGGAUACAGGGCCCUGUAUUUUUCCUUGAAGAUGGGAAGUCAGCGAUUUCGCUCAACGACGCCCUGAUGUGGGCCAAAGUGAAUCCGUUCUCACCGCUUGGCACAGGGAUGCGCAUUAACCCCUUCUGAACACAGCGUACGGUAAAGCUAGCCAGCAGCGCUUGGCCGUUGUGACAGAGAGGCACAGGCAGAGACACGGCGGGUGUGUGAGUAUCUGGUUUGGAGGGUAUCUUUGUCGGAAGAACAGGGGGAGCGACAGCUCAAGAUGGGCGACGAUAGAAUUGUCAAAAAGUGCCGUGAGGUGAACGGUCGAUUGUGAAUUCCAAAGGUUGUCCUCCCGCGGUGUGCGGCAUGGAGAAAUGCGCAGAGUUUGUGCUAAAAACAGGCUGAUUGGCAGAGGGAAACAUGAAAGAUAAUUGGUUAACAUUCACACGAGCACCUUUACUGAAAGGAUGGAACAGAGUGCUUAAGUGCACCAGCAUUUGAAUUAGAUUUUAAUGUGACAAAACAAAUCUGUUUUUUUUUUUUUACCUAUUUGGUCAGAACGCAUGAUCCUUAUGGAAAAAAAAUACAUUUUAAUGCAGGAUGGUAGAUGUAUUCUCGAACUGAAAACGCUUCUUCCAAAGUGGUUUGAGAAAAAUCUGGAAGGAAAAAACACAUUACUCAUGGUCAUAAUGCAUACCUCAUACCUUUAAUACCUGCCCACAAACUGUUGUGUGUGCUUUUGACUGUUUGCAUAUGUUUUUCAAAUCCUUCCUGUUGUUUGUUUCCUUUCCUUAGCAUUAUUUCAUUCAAAGCAAAGUAUAGUCAAUCAGAACAAGAAUUCAAACAGAAGAAAAUUGUUUGAUGUUCAUUUUAUGAAACGGAAGACAGAGAUGUCUUCAAAAAUUCAGUUGUUUAACAUGCAAUGCACCUAUUACUUUAUCUAUAAAAACAUAAUGGAUGAUAAUCAAAAAAACUGCAGUAUCUAUGGGAUUGUUAACAAGUGGUAGUAUGACGCCAGUCGCUUUGCUUCGAAACAAGUCAGGCAGUAGUGUGUAUUGUAUUUGACUGUGAAUGUAAACAUUUUUGUAGAUACAAAAAAGACAGAAAGAGAGAUCUGUAAAGAUAUGGAUUUUAUUUAUUAACUGUAUAUAUUAAAUAUUGUUUGGCUGUGCAGUAUUACCAUAUCAGGGUUGUGCGUGUUUGGAUAUGGAAAAUCAUAAAGUUAAAAAAAUUUAAAAAAUAUGUUUUUCAUUUACAAAUUCAGUGUGUUUCCUCACUGUUGGGGAAAUUGGAAUUUAAAUGUCCCAUUGACAAUUGGGAUGUGUUUUAACAUAUUUCAAAUGUGCAAACCCAAGACUUAAGACAGUUGUUGGCUUACCUUCAACAAAGGUAGUACUUUCUCUUCAAUUUGCACAUUGAUUUAGUAUCAUAGAGUAGUUACUGUGUGAUUAAAAUUAUAUCUGCAAGUUGUGCCUUAAUAAAGUAGAAGACAAAACAUUCAUUAUCCUUACCAGUUUAAUAAUGUACAUGUGGAAUGCAUUAGUUGCAUUAGCCUUUAAAAGCUUUACGGGGCAAUUGCAGCAUGCUUAGCUGGAGUUUAAACCUCUACACCACAGAGUGGCAUUAAAACUGGAGCAGCUAUCCAAAUCCAAAUAAGGACUAGCUGUUCCAGAUGUAAUGCAGUCGUGUGGUCUAAAACCUGCAGUUUGAACCUAAGCACGUUGCAGUUGACUCUACAACAGUGGUGUCAAACUCAUGCCAUGGAGGGCCGUGUGUAUGCAGGUUUUCAUUCCAGCCUCAGAUCUUGAUUAUAUAAUUAGUUAAAUUAUUUGCUGAAUUAGGGAUGCAGGUUUGUGCACAAUGGUGACCCAACGUCUAUGGUGACCCGCAUUGUCUAAAUAAAAAUUUUCUUAUAUUCUGUGCUUCAAUGCAGUUAAACGCAUAUGGCUGAAUGAGUAAUUGGACUCAAUUAAGGCAGCAUUAAUUGGUUGGAAUGAAAACCUGCAUACACACGGCCCUCCAUGGCACGAGUUUAACACCACUGCUCUACAAGUUUCCAAGACAGAGGGCACCUGAGCGUGCCUGGGAGUUUCUGUGAAAUUAUUUAAGUUAUUAUUACAGUGUUUUUUAGCACUGGUUCAAAGGUACCACGCUAGUUUGUUUUCCUCAGGUUUCACUGCAAUAUGUAACUGUGUUUGUAUUUAUUCAUUUGCUUAUUUAUUUAUCGAUGUACUGUGAAUAUCAGCUGCUGUUCAGUCACUGCAAUAGACUGCAUUUGACUGCCAGAUCUAUUGUCCGGCAUAAUGGUAAAAUUAUAGUUGUCAAAAAGUAAUAUACAUUUAUUAUCCAGGUUUGCCCUUGAUCUUGAUAAUUGCUCUUGUUGGAGAUUGCUCAUCAGAACAAAAAUGCAGGCAGGCAGACUUAAAAAUAAAAACAAAGAAAGCCAGCUAGUGUAGAAACAUGUUACGUAAUGGUGUAGUUCUCACUUAAUGGCUUUGUGUUGCGUAUUUACAUCUCAAGUGUAAGCAAUAUGAAAUAAACCUUUUCAUACAGUU
Messenger RNA from Anguilla rostrata (American eel), 6649 nucleotides. It is a transcript of the gene wdr17, whose product is annotated as WD repeat domain 17. Gene Ontology annotation, molecular function: protein binding. The coding region runs from base 360 to 4238 and encodes 1292 amino acids. The record is from RefSeq and is a predicted model, not a curated record. The transcript has 30 exons. Lineage: Eukaryota; Metazoa; Chordata; Actinopteri; Anguilliformes; Anguillidae.